Molecule: messenger RNA, 4350 nt
Organism: Stegostoma tigrinum
Lineage: Eukaryota; Metazoa; Chordata; Chondrichthyes; Orectolobiformes; Stegostomatidae
Product: zinc transporter ZIP6-like
Exons: 10
Coding region: 149-2305 (718 amino acids)
Biological process (GO): intracellular zinc ion homeostasis; zinc ion import across plasma membrane
Cellular component (GO): membrane
Molecular function (GO): zinc ion transmembrane transporter activity
Source: RefSeq, a predicted model, not a curated record
UCUGUGGGGGGUACAGUUUAGAGAGAGAGAAAGAGAUAGAGAGUGUCUUAGGUAAAACGGCGUGAAGCUGGACGAAGACAGCAGGCCACGCAGCAUCAGAGGAGCCCGAAAGUUGACGUUUCGGUUUGAGACCCCUCUUUAGAAAAUCAUGACAGGAAUGAUUUGGAGAGUGAGAUAUUUACAUCUCAAAUUUUUCUUGACCUACCUGCUGAUUUCCUUUUGGGACAGAAGCUGUGGUCAUGCCAACCAUGACACUGAAUGCACAGCAAUUGGUGAACAUGACCACCUCCCUCUUCCAGAUGCAACCAAUGCAGUUGUGGACAGAAAUAAAGCAAUGUUUGAACAGAACUACUAUCUACAAAAACUCUUUGACCAUUACGGUGAAAACGGCACCCUGACGGUGGAAGGUUUAGAGAAACUUCUGUGCAAUAUUGGAGUCGGUGAAGUCAGGACAAUUAAAGCCAGACACAGUCACUUUGAUCAUGACUCGAAGAAACAUACAGUACUAGCAGAGGGAAGCAUUCAUCAUCACUGCUGUCCAGGAUGCCGACAUAUUAGGUUGAAAAUUGGCAUAAAAACCACUCCUAAACAGACUGGAACUUCUCCAAAGCACAGCCAUUCAUCAGCUGUGACGCCACCAUCUGGAGUCUCUGCUGAAUAUAAAUCUGGAACCAAGAAACACAUGAGGGCAGCACGCAGUCCUCCAAGUGCAAUUCCAGCUACAACAAAUACACGUUUGGACAAGCUAAAGGCUGAGUUUGCCACGACGGACACUUACAGCACCAGAAUAUCUGGCCUGCCCUUAACUGAAUAUUCUACUCACAAGGAUGGUAAAGAGGUUCAAAAAAGAAAUAAUCCACUUGAAAACCACACAGAUAAAGACUUGAAAGUAGAGGAGUGCCUGAAUGCGGACGUUUUGCUUUCAUCUCAUGGAAUGACCCCACAGAUGACUCUUGAUGCAGAGCAAUUUGGCUACGUUUGCCCUGCACUCCUGGACCAGAUCGAAAGCAAGGCUUGCAUUGCACACACAACUGGAGAGAAACACUCGGCUUCCACUGUUGGAGCAGCUUGGAUUGGAGGCUUUGUGUCCGUCACCAUCAUCAGUCUGCUGUCCCUGUUGGGUGUAAUCUUCAUGCCCUUAAUAAAUAAGACAUUCUUCAAGUUUCUCUUGACAUUCUUGGUUGCUUUAGCUGUUGGAACACUUAGCGGGGAUGCAUUUUUACAUCUCUUGCCACAUUCACAAAGUGUUCAUCACCAUGAUGUAGAAGACCACGAUCACUUGGAUUCUGUGUGGAAAGGCCUCACUGCUCUUGGUGGUCUUUACUUUAUGUUUCUUAUUGAACAUCUUAUUACAUUGAUUAAACUGUACAAAGGUAAAAAGAAGCAGAAAAAGCCUAGUCAAGAUGAUCAGGAGAUAGAUACUGAUAGAAACGCAGAACCCUUUGAAUCUCAACAGUUAUCGAAGGAUGAAAAUCCAGACAUUAAACAGUUUGCUGAUCUGGAUGACUGUCUGGUUGAACCGAAGGAUCAGCCAAAUCUUCACUCUCUGGAUCUCAGUCAGAAUUCUCUCACUCCAGAACAAGAAGUGAUGAUUGCCCAUGCUCACCCAGAAGGCAAUUACAAUACAUAUGUGCCCAGAGGAUGUGAAAACAAAUGCCACUCGCAUUUCCAUGACACAAUAGGAAAUGCUGAUGAUUCUCAUCACCAUCACCACCGGUAUCACCAUAUUCUACACCACCACCAUCACCAGAACCACCACCCUCAUAGUCAUAGUCACUAUUAUUUUCAGGAGGAUCUGAAGGACGCAGGAAUAGCAACCUUGGCAUGGAUGGUUAUUAUGGGUGAUGGCCUCCAUAAUUUCAGUGAUGGUCUGGCUAUAGGUGCUGCUUUUACUGGAGGCUUGUCCAGUGGGUUGAGUACAUCUGUUGCUGUAUUCUGUCACGAAUUGCCGCAUGAAUUGGGUGAUUUUGCUGUGCUGUUGAAGGCUGGAAUGACUGUGAAACAAGCUAUCCUGUACAAUAUCCUAUCUGCCUUGCUGGGCUACCUGGGUAUGAUAACUGGCACUGCCAUUGGCCAUUAUGCUGAAAAUGUCUCCUCCUGGAUCUUUGCUGUUACUGCUGGGUUGUUCUUGUAUGUGGCACUGGUUGAUAUGGUUCCUGAAAUGCUUCACAGCGAUGCUGGUGAUCAUGACUACAGUCAUGGGGCUUACUUCCUUCUACAGAAUUCUGGAAUGCUGCUGGGAUUUGGCAUCAUGCUGCUUAUAGCUGUAUUUGAACAUAAAAUUUUGUCAAUUGUAAGACUGUGAUAUUUGCUUGAGGCUGAAGCCUGCAGGUAAUCUGAAGUACUAUAUUUGCAUCAAUUUAUUUAAUUAGUGUCCGCCAUAAAGUAGUGAGCCUUUAACACUGCUGCUUUAUCUAUGGUAAUGAUCUGGGAUAGCUCCCUUCUAGUUCAAGCCCAAAUUCAUGUUCGUGUUUCCUUGGCAGCUCAUGACGCAAAGCCCAUGUUUGCCACACUCAUGGAUGUGCUUGCACUGACGUAUCUUCAGCCUCAUCAAACUAGGACCAGAACAUUAAAAAGAGAUACAUAAUUAGUUACAACAUGGAAGGAUAACAAGAGAAUCUGAUUAUCACCAUAACAGUGAGUGAGAUUCCCCCCUCCUGUUUUUCUGUUUCUGCUUCGCUCUAACCGGUUCUAUAUUGCUACAUUAUUUCCACUUCGGGGGGGAAAGAAAUCAAAACGUAAAAACUUAAUAGACAGUUAACAUGCAAUAUAUUCAACAACGACUGGAAAGUUAGUUGACAAACGGUUGCCAUACAGAAUCUGAAGCUUCAGGUACACAAUUACAGCAAUAGCUGUAAGAGGAACUGAGUGGAAGACAAAACAUGAGGCACCUGGUGAAUAAGAGAAACAGCGAUAGUUAUUUGAGGAACUUCAGUAUUCUGUGCAAUCCCAUACAUUUUCAAUCUGGUUACAAUUCAAUGAAUUCUUGUUAUUUCUGAAAUAGACACAUUUUUGUCAAGACUCUUCUCUUGUAUUCAUCAAGUUAAUCAACGAGAAUAUCAAUUCAAGGAGAAAAACAUUUGUAAUGCAUGAAAGGAGGAUGUUGAUUAGUCGGUACAUGGACUCCAGUUGAGAUGUUGUCGUGGAGAAUGUACCUACGAAUGCAGAUUGACAGUUAUCUGCCAAGCUUUGGUUAAAAUUUGAAAUGGGCAAUUAUUAUUAAGGGUGGCUGUUGACUUUUCAGUCAGAACAAUGACUGAUCAAAUUUAGUGAGGAGAAAGAGUAAUUUUAAUUAGCAACAUGUUACAAAAUCAGUACCUCCAAAUAGAAUUUGCCCCCUUCCCACCCCUCUGAUUAUUACGCAUGGAAAGAUAAUGCCUCAGUUGUUACUGCAAUUCAGAUUAGCAAGACGUUUUUGCUUUUUAUGUAUAAAGAUACUGUGAUUAUUCCAACAGAGAACAUUAAGUUACUAGUGGUGCCAAAUUCUUCUGUUCUAGCAGCUUAUGUCUUUUUCUCAAAUUAUUUGUACUCUUUCUUAUAAUGUCCAGUUCUAACUCAAAGCUGCCUAAUGGGAGACAUUUGGUGCUGUUGGGAGGUACAAAUUUUAAUAAUCUUGAAAUUGAAAAUGUAUAAAAUCUGCGUAUAGAAUUCCAGACCCAUUUUGUAAAAUCAAUUGCAAGUUUUCAAUGAAGAGCUUAUUCCUUGGCUGUAUUCUGUAGAAAAGUGGGCAGCAAAGGCUGCUCAUUACAUUGUCAUCCUAUAAGAACGCAGUGUGAAAAAUUCAUAGGAUCUCCUUCAAGAAUUAUAGAAAUUAAUUUUACAAGAUGUACAGUAAUCUAUACUCAGUUGUGUUACAAGCUGCAUUCUGUAGUUCAGAUCAAUCCAUAGUUUAUUAAAAGGACAGUACUAAUGUUUUGCAAAAUGAACGUUUACAAUUUAAUUGUUACAAACAUUCCUUUGUUACAUGUAUUUGUAAUCUACAUUGGUGUGGUGUUCGCACAAGCUGUAAUGAAGUGAUGUUACAUUUCAUUUUACUUUUUCCUAUGUAAAUAGUAAUUGGAAAGGGGGUAAUGUAAUUGAACUUAACUGCUGGAUAUUCUACAGUUUGAAAUUUGGCCUUGUAUUUAAAACACAUGUAUGUUACUGACAAAGAGUGGACUCGUGUAUAUGUAGUCAACUUGCACGAAUUCCAACUUUUAACUAGACUUAAAAAAAGAACUGCCAUGAGGGAGUGUAAUAAAAGCAUUGUAGGCACGUUUCCAUUUUGUCUGUGGUUCAUAAUAAAGGAGCAGAAUUCAGAAUGUAGUAAAUGGUGUUACUUUGGAAGAAUAAAAUAUUGUUUUUGAUUCA